AACUGACCCAAAGGCGUUCCUUUUAUGGCAGAGUAAUAUUCUGUUUUCCACAUGAAAUAUUUUAAAUCUCUCUUUUUCACCAGUUUGAGCAAGGGAAUGGUAUUGUGUGGUGUGUGGCUGCUACCCCAAGUGAAUAUUAAGAUUCUUCCUUUUCUUUUACUUACUGGCUGUGUGACCUCGAGUGGUGUUGCCUAAGUUUUCUGUUUCAGUAGGAGUAAAAUAGUAUAGUAAUAGUAGGAAAUUCUUAGGUUGUUACGAAACAAUGAUAGUUAUUUCAAAUUUCUUACUAUAGUGAGUGGCGGAUAGUAAGUACAUAGUACAUAUUAACAUUUAUGUUCUUAAUGGCUAUCUGAUACUAGAAAAUGGUACAAGAGAAAGUUGUAUCCUCAUUACUGUAUCCUACUAUAAAAAUUCUGAAAAAUUGUAGACCCUGUUAACAUUUGUUGAGUUGCUAAAUGGGUUUGGGAAAUUUUACAUAUUCUUUCUUGUCCUCAUAAUAUCUCAUAUUUCAAAAUCUUUCUAGUGAAAACUUUGUUAAAUAACUAUUGCACAGCAAUGUGUGGUCUUUUUUUGUCUUGAGCAAUUUGUAUUAUUCAGCUUUAUUCAUUAAACAAAUACUUAGUAUGUAUCUACUACUAGAUGCCAGAUGCUAUUUUAGGCAUGGAGGGUACACGCUGAAACAAAAUGGACAAAACCUCUGCCCACAUGUAGUUUACAGGACUUAUUAAAGUUGAACUUUAGUGGAGUUGUUUUACUUGUCAUUGUUGUGCUAGACUUUGGUAUUAUUUCUUUUUCUUGAAGAUAGUGUCAAAUGGCAAAUUAUAAGGAAAGAAGAAAUUAAGGUUUUCUUUUUUUUUUUUUUAAGUAAACUUCCAUGCUUCUUCUUAGAAUGGAUAGUCAUAUCAGUCAUCUUCGGUAUAGUACACUCUUCAGGUAAUGUAUAGAAUGACAGCUUUGUCUCACCAACAGAGGGUCUUUUUAAAUGCCUUGGACAGUUCUAUAAAUCUACAAAGAGUCUCCAAAUUCUGAUGUUGGACAUUGGUUUUACCACAAAAUACAGUCUUUUAUAUGCAGUAUCAUCCUGCAUAUUAAACAAUUAAGAAGGUGGUGGACCCAGGAAAAGAAAAUUAUCUUCUUCUUCAGAGCCAUUCGAGGAAGAUGAAUUUAAUGAUGAUCAAUCUAUGAAAAAGAAGAGACUGGAUCAUGGAGAAGAGUCAAAUGAAUCUGCAGAAUCUAGCAGUAACUGGGAAAAGCAGGAAAGUAUUGUGUUGAAAUUGCAAAAAGAAUUUCCCAAUUUUGAUAAAGAGGAAUUAAGGGAAGUACUCAAGGAACAUGAAUGGAUGUACACAGAGGCUUUAGAAUCUUUAAAAGUAUUUGCAGAAGACCAAGAUAUGCAAUAUGCUUCACCGAGUGAGUUUCCAAAUGGAAAAGAGGUUUCUUCAAGAAAUCAAAAUUAUCCUAAAAAUGCAGCUAAAACAAAGCUGAAACAGAAAUGCUCCAUGAAACCACAAAAUGGUUUUAACAAGAAACGUAAAAAAAAUGUAUUUAAUCCUAAAAGAGUUAUUGAAGACUCUGAAUAUGAUUCAGGCUCUGAUGUCGGUAGUUCACUAGACGAGGACUAUAGUAGUGGUGAAGAAGUGAUGGAGGAUGGCUAUAAAGGUAAAAUCCUUCACUUCCUUCAAGAUGCUUCAAUUGGUGAACUUACUUUGAUUCCUCAGUGUUCUCAGAAAAAGGCUCAGAAGAUAACAGAACUCCGGCCCUUUAAUAGUUGGGAAGCUCUGUUCACAAAGAUGUCCAAAACAAAUGGCUUAUCAGAAGAUUUGAUAUGGCACUGUAAAACACUGAUUCAAGAAAGGGAUGUAGUUAUAAGGCUUAUGAACAAAUGUGAAGACAUUUCAAAUAAACUGACAAAACAAGUUACCAUGCUCACUGGAAAUGGAGGUGGAUGGAACACAGAGCAACCCUCCAUUCUAAACCAAAGUUUGUCACUCAAGCCCUAUCAGAAGGUUGGUUUGAAUUGGCUGGCAUUGGUACAUAAACAUGGACUUAAUGGCAUUUUGGCAGACGAAAUGGGUCUGGGAAAAACUAUUCAAGCCAUUGCGUUUCUGGCGUACCUCUAUCAAGAGGGUAAUAAAGGUCCUCAUUUGAUCGUUGUUCCAGCAUCAACUAUAGAUAACUGGUUAAGAGAAGUUAAUUUAUGGUGCCCCACUCUAAAGGUGCUCUGUUACUAUGGUUCUCAAGAAGAACGUAAACAGAUUAGAUACAACAUUCAUAGCAGAUAUGAAGAAUACAAUGUAAUUGUGACCACGUAUAACUGUGCCAUCAGCAGUUCUGAUGAUCGUAGUCUAUUUCGUCGGCUGAAACUGAAUUAUGCAAUUUUUGAUGAGGGCCACAUGCUGAAGAAUAUGGGCUCCAUCCGCUACCAGCACCUUAUGACAAUUAAUGCAAAUAACCGUCUGCUGCUCACAGGCACACCUGUGCAGAAUAACCUGUUAGAACUCAUGUCGCUGUUGAAUUUUGUUAUGCCACACAUGUUCAGUAGUAGCACCAGUGAAAUACGAAGAAUGUUUUCUUCUAAGACAAAAUCAGCAGAUGAGCAAAGUAUAUAUGAAAAGGAGAGAAUAGCACAUGCAAAACAAAUUAUAAAACCAUUUAUUCUCAGAAGAGUAAAAGAAGAGGUUCUCAAGCAGCUGCCCCCCAAAAAAGAUCGAAUUGAGUUAUGUGCAAUGUCAGAGAAGCAGGAACAACUCUAUAUGAGUCUCUUCAACAGAUUGAAAAAGUCUAUCAAUAACAUGGAAAAAAAUACAGAAAUGUGCAAUGUCAUGAUGCAAUUGAGAAAAAUGGCCAAUCAUCCUUUAUUACAUCGCCAAUAUUACACAGCUGAAAAACUCAAGGAAAUGUCUCAGCUUAUGCUAAAGGAACCUACACAUUGUGAGGCUAACCCUGACCUGAUCUUUGAAGAUAUGGAAGUUAUGACAGACUUCGAAUUACAUGUACUUUGUAAACAGUAUCGACAUAUUAAUAACUUCCAGUUAGACAUGGACUUGAUUUUAGAUUCUGGAAAAUUUCGAGUUUUAGGAUGCAUCUUGUCUGAAUUGAAGCAGAAGGGUGAUAGAGUUGUAUUAUUUAGCCAAUUUACCAUGAUGCUGGAUAUUUUGGAGGUUCUCUUAAAACAUCAUCAGCAUAGGUACCUCAGAUUAGAUGGGAAGACUCAGAUUUCUGAAAGGAUUCAUCUAAUUGAUGAAUUUAAUACCGAUAUGGAUAUCUUUGUGUUUCUGCUGUCAACAAAAGCUGGUGGCUUGGGAAUUAACCUGACUUCAGCAAAUGUCGUUAUACUUCAUGACAUUGACUGUAACCCUUACAAUGACAAACAGGCAGAAGAUAGAUGCCAUCGAGUAGGCCAGACAAAAGAAGUACUAGUUAUAAAAUUAAUAGGCCAAGGGACAAUUGAAGAAUCCAUGCUAAAAAUUAACCAACAGAAAUUGAAACUAGAACAAGAUAUGACCACAGUAGAUGAAGGUGACGAAGGAAGUAUGCCAGCAGAUAUAGCCACAUUACUAAAAACAUCAAUGGGCCUGUGAAAUGAGAAUUGUUAAUUCCUGACUGAUGAGGAAAUAUCAACUUGGUGCACUCAAGGACAUUUACAUUGAUGACCGAUGGGGUUUAUGAACAUUUAUAACUUUUUAUAAUUUCCAUAUUACAUUUCUCAUAGUAUGGACAACUUUUUUGCCACUAACUGAAUUCUCCAGAUGCUCACAUGUGAAAUUUCAAAAAAAGCCACGAAUAUGUAGUCUUGAAGAUGUUAAAUAAUCAUUUUACAAAACAGUUUUCUGAAUGGGGAUUAGUUGGUGAUUGUUUGUAACAAAUACGCUAAUGCUUUAGAAAUGUCAGUAUUUUUGUAAUUAUUUCUACCUCCAGAUAUAUAUAUAUAUUGUCUUUCACUGGAUAAUGUGUGUAGAUUUUUACAUGUGCCUUAUUUGACAAUGCUUAUGUCUUGUUUUUGCUCGUCUCAUUUGAAGUUUGUUUUUUUAUUAUGUUAAAGAAUGCAGCUGUAUAGAUUAUAUAGCUUUCAUUUUAUUGCUAUUUGAAACAGAUGUUCACCACUAUCAACAAGAACUCAACCUGAAUUUAAAGGUGGCAUUCCAUAUACUAACCCCCCCGCCCAGGUCCUCCCAAGUACUUCUGUUAACACAAAUUUGUUUGGCUAGGCACUAAGUUGUUUUCCAGUGAAUAGUAACUGAAGAAGCCUUUAUCUUGCUCCAUGAAGUAAAUCCUUCUGUUCAUUUCCCAACUGCACUAACUGUGCUUACUAGUCUACCUAUUCUUGUGCAUGUUUUCAUUAUUUUCCCUCCCCUGGCUUUUGCUUCUCUUGAAACUGUUGCCCAGUCAUUUCUGCUCCAGUUCUCUCUACUCUAAAUAGUAGUCUAUUCCUGUCACAUCUCCACAUAUCAGCAAAAUGUUGGUGACAUUUUUCUAGUCUGGCAGAACAGAUUAGCAGGCUGUUUAACUUCAAAGCAGACUGAAUGUGACUUCAUUUUAAGGCAGCAUUAGGUACUGCAUGGAAAUAGGUCAUUAACUUUGAAUUCUUAUCAAAAUAUAAUUUACCACUUUGCAGAAUUUCCAGUACAGGACCUCCUGAAGAAAGGGCCAUUCUUCAAUUCCAAUUCAGUGUGGGUGACAAAGUGAAAUUUAGAAGUAAAGUUGUCUACUUGAUAUUUAACUCUUUAUUAAAUCUUUCUUUAAAUUUUUGCCUGUUGGUCUAUAUUGCUGUUUUUAUUAUACAUCAGUUUCUUUGUAUAACUUGUGAGUUUCAUGUGUUUUGUUUUAUUAUGUAAAUAUCAUUAUAAAUAAACUUAUUUAUAAAUCAAAGAUUUGUUCAUUAUUGAAGAUUAUACUUUCACAACAUCCUGACUUUCUAAGUUUCUAGAGUAAUAUAACUCUUCAGUUGAAGGCUAAUGACGCUCUUAUAGUGGUUCUUCAGAUAUUAUAUACCCUGAAAACUCAUGACUCAGUAGACUUACCCAGUCUUAAAAGUGAAAGAUUGAAAGGACUCUGCAGGUAGUAUCACUACUUCCUUCUACAUCAUGGUACCCAAAUCACUUAUAUUGUUAAGAAUGUUACCUUCUAAAAAUCUUAAAUGGGUUCCUUGUAACUUUCUUGUAUUAAUGUGUCUUCAGCGAUAGGCUGUUUCUUUUGUUGUUGUUUAAUCCAUAUUUUUAUGUUUAAUUAAAUGUAGUUGGGUUCUCCCUGUAAAGCUCUGUUAUGUUUUUGGCUUAAUAAAAAUAAUUAUGAUCAUAAGUAGUAU
Messenger RNA from Odocoileus virginianus texanus, 5305 nucleotides. It is a transcript of the gene SMARCAD1, whose product is annotated as SNF2 related chromatin remodeling ATPase with DExD box 1. Gene Ontology annotation, molecular function: ubiquitin binding; ATP-dependent chromatin remodeler activity; chromatin binding. The record is from RefSeq and is a predicted model, not a curated record. Lineage: Eukaryota; Metazoa; Chordata; Mammalia; Artiodactyla; Cervidae. Gene Ontology annotation, cellular component: nucleus.